AUGAUGGAGCAGGGAGUUGGAGCCAACGCUGUGCCUGGUGUUACGGCACCAGGAAAUGUGUACAUGAUCCAGGCCAGGAAUCCUGUGGCUCCUAGGAGCAAAGUGCAGCCUGUGGGCAUGGCCACUUACUUAACAUCCAGAGUGACCGAGAGUGAUGCAGGAAGAGUGAACUCACAGACGCCACGUGUGGUGAUCCAGAAUCCAGCGGGAGUGAACGCCACACAGGGUCCGCCCACUGCGCUUCAGCAUCCGGCAGCAGUGGCCAGUUUGCAGACCCCACCUGGGCAAAUCCAGUACUCACUGGGAACCACAGACCUCCAGACCCUGCCUGGGGGCCCUCAGAAUCCCCCCACAUUUACUCCUGGGCUGAUGUAUACCUCCAACCAGUCCCAAUGGAACAUGCCAUUUGAAUCGUUUUUUACGUUCGAUCCCAAGAAAUUCAUAAAGGAGGAGGUCAGGACACUGGGGGCGACCCAGAUCCUCAUUGGCCUGACUCACAUCUUCACUGCCAUCAAUCCUUCACUGUAUGAGGGAAAUCCUUGUUCCUUUUCCGCGAUGUCAGGGUACCUGAUCUGGGGAGGAAUAUUCUUUAUCAUCUCUGGCUCACUCUCAGUGGAGGCUGAAAAGAACCACAGUUCUUGCAUGGUUCACGGCAGCAUCGGCAUGAAUGUGGUCAGUGCUGUCAUUUCCCUGGCUGGGGUCUUGCUUCUCAUCAUGGAUCUGUGCUUUACCCUGCCGAUUAACGUGAAGGCAAUUUCCGGUGGUCUCCUCCCCUUUGCCCUGCUGGAGUUCUGCCUCACCUGUGUGGUCUCGCAUUUUGGGUGCCAGGCUACGUGCUGGAACCAGUUUAUGAACAGGACAGAGGUCCCGACCAUAGUCAUUGCCAACCCAGCCAACACUGCCACCGGCUCUUUCAGCGCUGCCAGUGAUACCAGUGGCCAUGCCAACGUUACCACCAGCCCUACCAACCCCACCUCCCCCACCAGCGCUGCAGUGAUGGUGCCCCCUGUACCCUCCUGUGAAGAUGUAGCUGGUUUUGCCCAGAAAUAG
Molecule: messenger RNA, 1050 nt
Organism: Rangifer tarandus platyrhynchus (Svalbard reindeer)
Lineage: Eukaryota; Metazoa; Chordata; Mammalia; Artiodactyla; Cervidae
Source: the annotation of a GenBank genome assembly